ACCCAGCAAGCUAGCUAGCCUUUGGCAGAGAGCCAUCAGACCAUCCACUCACCCAGCUCAACUCUUGGCUGCGCGAGAAAAUGGACAGAGCCACCAAGCCUCACUUCGUGCUCUUCCCGUGGACAGGAACCAUCAGCCACAUCAUCCCCAUGACCGACCUCGGCUGCCUCCUCGCCUCGCACGGGGCGGAGGUCACCAUCGUCACGACGCCCGUCAACGCAGCGGUCGCGCAGGGCCGCGUCGACCGCGCCGGCGCCGCGAUCACGGUCACCGCGGUCCCGUUCCCGGCCGCGGACGCCGGCCUACCCGAGGGCUGCGAGAGGAUGGACCUGCUCCGGUCUCAGGCCGAGGUGCCCCGCUUCUUCGAGGCCAACAGGGGGCACGGCGAGGCCGUGGCGCGGUACUGCCUCCGCGAGGCGCCCCGCCGGCCAAGCUGCGUCAUCUCCGGGAUGUGCCAGACGUGGGCGCUGGGCCUGGCGCGCGAUCUCGACGUGCCCUGCUACGUCUUUCACGGGUUCGGCGCGUUCGCGCUGCUGUGCAUCGAGUACCUGUGCGAGCACAGGCCGCACGAGGCUGCCGCGUCGGCCGACGAGCUGUUCGAGGUCCCCACCCUGCCGCCGUUCCAAUGCCGGCUGUCGAGCAGGCAGCUGCCACCGCAUUUCUUGCCGCCAGCUUCCGUCGGCGGCAAGGCGUUGCAGGGGAUGCGGGAGUUCGAAGUGGCGGCGGACGGCGUCGUGGUGAACACCUUCGAGGAGCUGGAGCGCGGCUCCGCGGCGCUUCUCGCCGAGGCCACCGGCAAGAAGGUGGUCGCCGUUGGGUCCGUCUCGCUGUGCCGCUCGCCAAACCUCGAUCCUCAUUCCAUGUCUGGCGACGCGAGGCGGUGCAUGGCGUGGCUGGACGCCAAGGAGCCCAAGUCCGUGGUGUACGUCAGCUUCGGCAGCGGCGGGCGCAUGCCGCCCGCGCAGCUCAUGCAGCUCGGCAUGGCUCUGGUGUCGUGCCCCUCGCCUGUUCUCUGGCUCAUCAAGGGCGCCGACUCGCUGCCCGGCGACGUCAAGAAGUGGCUCUGCGAGAACACCGACGCUGACGGCGAGGCGAACAGCAAGUGCCUGGUAGUGCGCGGGUGGGCGCCCCAGGUGGCCAUCCUGACCCACCCUGCCGUCGGCGGCUUCAUGACGCACUGUGGCUGGGGCUCGACUCUGGAGGCUGUCGCCGCCGGCGUUCCGAUGGCCACAUGGCCUUUUUUCGCCGAGCAGUUUAUCAACGAGCGCCUCAUUGUCGACGUGCUUGGCAUUGGGGUGUCCGUAGGUGUGACGAAGCCAACAGAAAAUGUCUUGACCGCCGGUGAUGCAGGUGGCAGCGACACGGAAGCGGAGGCCGAGGUGGGGACGGAACAGGUGAAGAAGGCAGUGGAGAUGCUGAUGGAUCAAGGACCUGAAGGGGAGGAGAGGAGGAAGAAGGCUCACGAGCUGAAACUGAAGGCGAAGGGUGCUUUGGAGAAGGGAGGAUCGUCCUACAAUAAUUUGGAGACUUUGAUCCAAUCUUUUGUUUGAAAAGGUCGGCGUACCUUACUGACGCGUGGGUCCAGCACGCUUAUCUGUCUCACCGUGAGUGGCAUACUAUGGAGCAUGGAGAUUUGCCGAUUUAGUCAUUUGGUCUCUUUCCUUUUGCCGAAUAAUGUUCAAGCCUUGCAUUUUAGAAGAAAGAUCCAAGCUAUGUUGAUGUUUGAGCUGCUUU
This is a messenger RNA of Panicum hallii, 1734 nucleotides long. RefSeq names its product UDP-glycosyltransferase 73C6-like. The record is from RefSeq and is a predicted model, not a curated record. Gene Ontology annotation, molecular function: UDP-glycosyltransferase activity. Lineage: Eukaryota; Viridiplantae; Streptophyta; Magnoliopsida; Poales; Poaceae. The coding region runs from base 81 to 1550 and encodes 489 amino acids. The transcript has a single exon.